Entrophospora candida is the source of this 507-nucleotide messenger RNA. Lineage: Eukaryota; Fungi; Glomeromycota; Glomeromycetes; Entrophosporales; Entrophosporaceae. The record is from the annotation of a GenBank genome assembly.
AUGAUAAAUUCAACACGUGCAGAAAUUCUACAACUUUAUCGUUCUUUUUUACAUGUAAUAGAAAAUUGGCCUGCUGACCAUUUAAGACCAAAUCGUAAUUUAAAACAAGUUUUACAUUUACGGGUAACAGAAGGUUUUCAGAAAAAUAUGAUUAUUAAUGAUCCAGAAGUUCACAAUAAAUUGGUUACUGAGGCAGAAAUUGAACUAGAUGCAUUAAAACGUUUAGCGAAUAACGAGUUCAAGGAAAAGUAUCCACUUUCAGAUAAAAUGCAUACACCAGCAUCAAAUCCAAAAUAUUAUACUAGAUUAAUUGCAGAAAUUGAUAAAGCAGCCAAAGCAAAAAUAGUUGAAGAAUUAACUGACAAUGUUUCUGCUCUAGCCAAUAACUGGACUGGUUUACAACGCCCAGUCAGAUUGGUAUUUGGAGAGUUGUUUGAUUGCUGUACUGCUGAUUUUGUGUGGAUGACAGCAAAGCCAUUAACUGUUAUUGGCUUACAAAAAUGGUAG